Messenger RNA from Corticium candelabrum, 2662 nucleotides. Its product is annotated as serine/threonine-protein kinase A-Raf-like. Bases 12 to 2336 code for a protein of 774 amino acids. The record is from RefSeq and is a predicted model, not a curated record. Gene Ontology annotation, molecular function: ATP binding; protein kinase activity. Gene Ontology annotation, biological process: protein phosphorylation; Ras protein signal transduction. NCBI's taxonomy places the organism in Eukaryota, Metazoa, Porifera, Homoscleromorpha, Homosclerophorida, Plakinidae. Gene Ontology annotation, cellular component: cytoplasm. The transcript has 19 exons.
CCGUACAAACAAUGGCGGCCGAGUUAGAGAAGAUGGUAUCUGACGAACGCAUCCCUGCUUCUAGGGACGUCGCCAGUGAGCUUCAGGAAAUUCAUCAACUUCGUCGAUUCUUUGAGAGAGACUUGGAUGAGCUAGCUCCUAAAAUUGACAGCUACAAGCAGCCUCCUCGAUUAUACUUAGAAGAAUAUCAUGAAUUGACUGAGAAAGUCAGUGAAUUGUCUGCUAAAGAAAAGUUAUUGACCAAAGUUGUUGUUGAGUCAACACCUGACCAUCAGAAAGGAAGGGAGUCUCCCCUGAGGUCACACGUAAGGGCAUAUUUGCCCCACAAACAGAAAUCAACGGUUGUCGUCAGACCAAAUGUCACUGUUCAAGAAGCUUUCCAGAAAGCAAUGCGCAUGAGAGGACUAACAUGUGAAACUUGCUUAGUAUAUCGUCUUGAUCAUAGGAUGUUGAUUCCGUGGGACACGAAACUAACAGAACUUGAUGGAAAAGAGAUAUCUGUUGAGUAUCGUGAAGAGUUUCAGUAUGCUACUACAAUUGCACAUAAUUUUGUUCGUAAGACAUAUUUUACCCUUACCUUUUGUGACAUCUGUCGUGGUCUGCUUUUAAAUGGAUUUCGAUGUCAAACGUGUGGGUACAAAUUUCAUCAGCGAUGUGCUAGCAAUGUUCCCACUCUUUGUACUCAUUCGGAUCCCGACAAUUUUUACAGGCAACUGUUGGCUCGGAACAAUCCUGAACAGCAGCUGGUCAGGAGCAGAGGACAAGAUGCAGAUGCAGAUGCAGAACUUGAAGAAGUGGAGAGUCCUCUUGAUGUUGACACUGUUGAGCUGCGGCGGCACUCCAACGAUAGUCAGGAUAGUGAUAAACUACUCAUGAGGGAAAGAACUCACUCGGCACCUAAUGUAACAUAUGUUCAGAUCACAAAACACAAAAUAGAACAUCGGCUCAAACAUUCCGUGUCUUUAGACACUUCGGCAGCACAGGCUGAUGAUCGUCAUGUUGAUUCUGGCAGGAGAGCAGCAACUCUCUCUUCUACAUCAGCAAGUAGAGAAGUUGACAAGUUUAACACACUUCCUUCACUAUCUAGUGAAAGUCUUUUGUCUUCUAAUCACGGUCGUUCUAGUCAACAUAAUAUACCUCCCACUACUCCACCUGCCAGCCUCAGUGGUGGUCCAACUCCUUCUCCUCCUGUCAGUUCAAUGAGAGAAACGGAUAUCUUUAUGCCAACUAACGUAGUGGGAAGACUUCGAAGUUCAAAGUCAGUCGAUCUUGGACAUGGCAAAGAGAAGCAUGCAAGACCAAGAUCUAAGACAGCCCCAGAACAGAAGAGUAGUAAGCAGCGUUCGAGACAGCCCAACGAUGAAUGGGAAAUUCCUGACGAAAUUGUGAUUGGUUCAAGAGUUGGUUCUGGUUCAUUUGGAACGGUAUUCAAAGGACAAUGGCACGGUGCUGUUGCUGUCAAGAAACUUAAUGUACACGAACCGACCCCUUCACAACUACAAGCAUUCAAAAAUGAAGUUAGUGUCUUGAGGAAAACUCGUCAUGUUAAUAUUGUGUUGUUCAUGGGGUGGAUAUCACGACCAUAUUUAGCUAUUGUGACUCAGUGGUGUGAAGGCUCGUCUCUCUACAAACACUUACACGUUUUUGAAACAAAGUUUGAAAUGCUGCAGUUGGUUGAAAUCGGUAAACAAACUGCACAAGGCAUGGAUUAUCUACAUGCUAAGAAGAUCAUUCACAGGGAUCUUAAGUCGAACAACAUAUUCUUGCAAGAAGACUUCACUGUGAAAAUUGGCGACUUUGGUCUUGCCACUGUAAAAACUCGCUGGAGUGGAGAGCAUCAAUAUGAGCAGCCAACCGGUUCAAUUUUAUGGAUGGCCCCAGAAGUGAUCAGAAUGCAAGAUCCAACACCAUACAGCACUAAAUCUGAUGUUUAUGCAUUUGGCAUUGUGAUCUAUGAACUGGUUACUCAGACUCUGCCAUAUCAGCAUAUCAAGAAUCGAGAUCAGUUGAUUUUUAUGAUCGGACGGGGCUAUCUCAAGCCAGAUCUUGUUAACGCUCGUAAAGAUACACCAAAAGAUCUUCGACGUGUGUUUGCUGACUGUGUAAAGACAAAAAGGGAAGAACGGCCAGAAGUCCGACAGAUCCUUGCUCAGUUGGAGAGUCUAGUCCAUUCUAUUCCAAAAAUACAACGCAGCACAUCAGAGCCGUCGCUCAACAGAGCAUAUGUGCAAUCUCAAGACAUGCUCGGGUCGUGCUCCAGUCCUCGAUCUCCUCUGGGGAGUCCUACUCCUAAUCUGCCACCCUCUUCCUUUUUCCAAACUUCACAAUAUAUGUGAUUAAAUAUCUAGCGAUCAAUUAAUUAAUGUAAAAUUAGUUGACAGUAAUGUCUAUAGCUAUUUUGUAGUAAUAGUCUGUAUACAACAAGUAGAGUGAGGACUUGGUUCCACUGACUACUCAUGCCUUGUUCUACAAGCGCUGGCCAAUUUUUUCCAAGAUGACACGAGUCUGUAGUUAGCAUUUCAUAAUAUAUGCAAUGUUGCUUGUCUGUCUGUCUGCCUCUCUGUCUGUCUGUCUUUAAUAGUAGUUCUCUACUGAAUACAUCAUCAAAGCUAGUACAACAUAACUCGCACUAAAACAUACUAAACAUAACAAUACGAGUCUA